Messenger RNA from Colletotrichum orchidophilum, 2421 nucleotides. RefSeq lists its product as uncharacterized. Lineage: Eukaryota; Fungi; Ascomycota; Sordariomycetes; Glomerellales; Glomerellaceae. The transcript is spliced from 4 exons. Bases 1 to 2421 code for a protein of 806 amino acids. The record is from RefSeq and is a predicted model, not a curated record.
AUGGCGGCCGAAGCAGCUCCAGUCCUGAGCCUUGAAGGUCAGCAAAACGAGGAAUAUAUCGACUAUUCAGAGGACGAGUCGGCAGCCCCUGCCGUUGUCACAGAAGACUCCAACCACACCUCAUUUUCCGCCAACGCGCAUUUUGUCGCUGACGAAGUGGAGUACACCGAAAAGAGUAUCUUGGAGCCGGAUCAUCAGACCAUCGACCUACAGGUCGAUGCCGAGAUCGAUGCCAUCUCUGUAACCGCGGAUGCACCACCACAGCGCGGUGACCUAGACUCCACUGCUGGGCUUGAUAUUGAAGGCGUUCAUUCUGUUAGCGCACUAGAAGCUGAAGACUCUUACGUAAAUGAAGAUGAAUCCCUUGCCGACGCCGAAGUUGCCGAACCUGAAGAUGGCUUGAUCGUUGAGAAUGAGAUCAGUUGGGAAGACGGGCCUGUCAAUGAGGAAGACGCAGCUCAGGAAGACAGCAACCAGGACGAGAAUCACAUCGCCCUUGACAAAGAUGAAUGGCAACUGGUGGAAGAGAGAGAGGGUAUCCCACAAGACGGCAAGAGCCCCGCCAAGAGUGCAGGGGAAUAUGAAACGGAAGCCCACGAAAUCGACCAAGAGCUUGCGGACUCUUCGAAUGAUACAAAAAACGUGGACACAAACCCGGAUGCGGUUGACAUUACCAAUGUUGAUGUUGACCUAGAUGAGCAGGAAGCUGCCGAACCCCAAGACGCGGAAGUCAAUGACGAGCGCAAGAUAGACUUCCACGAGGGCGACAGCGUGGCAACCGCCGAUGGCAUAGUGGAUACCAGUGAUACGCAGUUAGAGCGUCCUUCAGACUAUCAAGAGACCGACGACAAUUUCUCGACAGAACAGGAUGCUGAGCAUCAUACCAUAGGCGAAGAUACCGAGUCGCAGCCCAAGCGAGAGGUUGAAAGCGACAUGGCCGCUACCGGUGCUGACCAGAUCAAUGACGAGGAGACUCAAGGUGGGCUUAUCGAAGCCGAAGACUUCGAUGCAGUUGGUGAAGACUUGUCUGUCCACGAGCACGUGGAGUUUGAUGACGAAGUCCUUGACGAUGCGCGAUCGUCCAUUUCGGUUGAGACGCCGGCUCAGGAAGAGUUGGAAAUUCCCGAUGUCACUGUCUCGUACAAAGGCAUCGACUAUCCCUUCUUCUACGGUUCCCCGGACAGUCAAGGCAAGGAGUGUUUCUUCAAUGACUUGUCUCUUUUGCACUGCAAAAUGGAGGGCGUGUUGGCAGGCUUCCGUCAAGAGCUUGCCAAUGAAAUAGGCCCUUUUGACGAACUUGUGUUCCAAAUUGACGAGCUUGGCCUUGAGUUUGCCGAAUCCAGCCAAGCAGAGGUCUUCUCGGACAUCACUUUGGGUCAGAUCAUUUCCGUAUUUGACUCAUUGGUCAAGAACCAGGAUGCUGAUGCAUCCAAACCCCUCUAUGCAUAUUUGACAACGCGGCCUAACUGCAAGAAGCGCUGGCUCUCACUCGUUGAUGAUGCCUAUAACGGCAAAGGCCUUGAUGAAAUUAGCUAUUAUUUCGCGUCGCGGGCGCAGAGCGAGGCGCCCGAGAUCAUGGACGAUGAACCUGACCUGAUAGGAGAAGAAGACAACGCUGAUGCUGCUGCAUGGCCGCAAUCUCCCGCAGACAGCGGGCAUGGUGAGCACAACUACAAUGAGGCCCAUAGCGAACAUGCGGAUAUCAACGAAGACGACGAUGUGGGCGAUGGUAUAACCGGCGAAGACGAUACACAGUCGCAGAACGCAACUGAGAAUGCUUCCUCCCAACCGGAUGAGAGCGCUGUUCCAGUGCCGGAUACCGAGGCCACCAUGUUUGAUACCGAGGCUUCUCUGAUGGACGAAUCCACCGCAGUUGCCGACAUUAGCACUGUCGAAGAUGCCGACGUGGAAGAUGCAACGGAGGAUCAGCAGCCCCAAGAGCACGGGGAGGCAGACGCUGACGCCCAAACCCAAGCUCCAGAGAUCAAUGAACCCAACCCACUCGCCUGGGAAACGCAAGAAGCAGUUGCUCUCAGCACUACUGCUGACGCACAUGACAUAUUUUACGACGAAGAUACUGCAGUAAUUGCAGAUCAGAUCGUCGACGGCGUCACUGAAACCUCCGCAGAAAAGGUAACUCCUAAUACCAGUGCCACGUCGACCUUGAACGGCGACGAAGAGGUCACCUACGAGAAUGAGCUUGAUCUCAACGCCGACCUACCUGAAAACGAGGACGUUGGAGCUGAGGUUGUUGCCCAGAACGAAGGGCUGGCGGAGAUUGACUGGAGAGAAUUCUCCGGGCAAGGGGAUGAUGAGAUUGCCGUAGAGUCCCCUUUGGCCUCUGGCAAACGCCAGAGGUCGGAUGUGGACGACCUGCUGGAUGAAGAAGCUCAACAAGACGUCAAGCGUCGUCGGUCAUAA